UAUUAUAUAAAGACCUCAAAGUCAUUCCGUUUUAACGGAAAAGCUCUCCACGCCAGAGAAAAAAAAGAGACCCAGGAAUCUUAGCAACAAUGGCGAUGGCUUUCAAGAUGGCGACGACGGGGAUGCGAGUGACGGAAGAGUGCACGAGCUCAUUCUUGGAGAUGAAAUGGAAGAAAGUGCACAGAUACAUCGUGUUCAAGAUCGAUGAGAAUUCCCGUAAAGUCACCGUCGACAAAGUCGGCGGCGCCGGAGAAAACUAUCAAGAUCUCACCGCUUCCUUACCCGUGGACGACUGUCGCUAUGCCGUAUUUGAUUUCGACUUUGUCACGGUCGAUAACUGCCGCAAGAGCAAGAUCUUCUUUAUCUACUGGUCGCCGGAGGCAUCAAGAAUAAGGGCAAAGAUCUUAUACGCAACGUCGAAGGCUGGGCUAAGGAGGGUUUUGGAAGGGAUUCACUAUGAGCUUCAAGCUACCGAUCCGACUGAGAUGGGAUUCGAUAUUAUCCAAGACCGUGCCAAAUAAGUUAAUCAAAAGAGUAUAAUAUAAUAUGAUCUGACUGACCCACUUUGUCGAUAAUUAUCAUUGAUCAGGUAUCAAUUAAUGUUAAUUAUUGGUGGUUAGUGCUUACUUUCAGUCUCACCAACAGCACCCUUUAAUUAUGUAUGUACUGAUGUUGCUUUUUUAUGUUUCAUUGUUAUCUCCUUUUGUCGGUUAAGCACACAUGAAAAGGAGUGAAUCUCUUCCAAAUCUUAA
Brassica oleracea var. oleracea is the source of this 752-nucleotide messenger RNA. RefSeq names its product actin-depolymerizing factor 5. Gene Ontology annotation, molecular function: actin filament binding. Bases 90 to 521 code for a protein of 143 amino acids. Gene Ontology annotation, biological process: actin filament depolymerization; actin filament bundle assembly. The transcript is spliced from 3 exons. The record is from RefSeq and is a predicted model, not a curated record. Gene Ontology annotation, cellular component: cytoplasm; actin cytoskeleton. NCBI's taxonomy places the organism in Eukaryota, Viridiplantae, Streptophyta, Magnoliopsida, Brassicales, Brassicaceae.